AUGGCAGAAGAAGUGACGGGGGUACUUUGUACCUUUAAGGGCUGCAGACUUAGUUUCGACUCCGUCAGCGAGAUGCAACACCAUAAGGCCAAUGCGGACAAGCACUCUUACUGCAUGAAAUGUGACCUCGACUUCCAGUCUCAGCAGACCCUCCAUCUGCACAAGAUUAUGAGCGACCGUCACUUUGCCUGCCCUGAAUGCUGUCUUGAGCUCCGCAGCGAGGCUGGUCUGGAAGUUCACAUGAGAAACAACCACCAUGAAGGUCGCGAAAUCGCUUGCAUGGGCUGUGGUUGCAAGUACAAGUCCGCUUCUGCCGUCAUCAAACAUAUCGAAGACAAGGAAUGCCCUGUCCUUUCCCUGCCAGAAAAGUCCCUCGAGGGGACCAACUAUGACCUGCACGGCGCAACAAGCGUUUUGACCAUGGGCAGAGACUCUCCUGGAGCGCAGUACCCGCCCUCUGAUAGCUCCAGCGAGGACCCGGAUACAGAUGGUGGCGUUUUACUGGAUAUCUCUACACCCCGUAUGGAAGGAAAGCGCCCUGCUCGCGAUACCGACGAUGCAAUUAAUCCUCAUGAUAACUGGCCCGAUCUUGGCGCUCCAGUGACGCCAGGAAAAGGACAAGGAGGAAGUAGCUCCACUGAAUCGCCCGGCGGUGUUCUCCUCGAUGAUAUUGUCGGUACCCCAAUGCUCGAGGACAAUCCUUUCCUGUCUGCUCAUGGGGCUACUGAGCAGUUGAGCGAGGCAGGACCUUCUGGGUCUACGCUGACUGUCCAAGGAGCGGGCCCUUCGAACUAUGUUAAACCAACUCGUUGCCGAGCCACAGCUCACCGCAUGAUCCAAGGUGUGGACCCCGAGAGCUUCUGGAACCAGGAGAAAUCUCGCUACUACUGCAACUGCGGUUCGUCUUUCUUGUACGUCAGCACGUUCGAGUAUCAUCUUACGAUGGAGGAUGAAACAAUCAACGACUGCCCUCGAUGCUUCAAACGAUUCAGGACCCUCGCCGCACUCGUCGCGCACAUGGAAGCUCGAUGGUCUAAGUGUGCUUUCCGCGUGAGCACUGGCCAAAUUGAACAGGAACUCAGUGAGGUUACUCGUGGCUUUGCCGAUAUUCCGCAGACGAUUGGUGAUGGAAUGGAACCAGGGGAGAUCGCUUUCGAUGUGAGUAGCCAGCCUGAGCACAAUACUCCCGGUUCUUCGGAUGCAGGCACUCCACCCAUGAGAGCAGGUGGUGUCUUUUCGAACCCCGAGGCCGUCUCUUCAAAUGGAGAUGACGUCUAUUCCAACGCAGAUGAUGUCUCUUCGAAUGUAGAGGCUGUAUCUUCCAAUGCCGGGCCUGUGUCUUCCAAUGGAGGAGCCGUGUCUUCUUAUGCAGGGGCCCCUUCCUCAAAUAUGGACUCGCUAGUGGAUGAUCUGGAGGGACUUGUCUUUUCCGAUACGCACGACGAAGACGAUACGCACGACGAAGAUGACACGCACGACGAAGAUAAUACGCACGACGAAGACGACGAGGAAGAACUUUGA
This is a messenger RNA of Penicillium verrucosum, 1521 nucleotides long. Its product is annotated as putative C2H2 finger domain protein. Gene Ontology annotation, cellular component: nucleus. Bases 1 to 1521 code for a protein of 506 amino acids. Gene Ontology annotation, biological process: regulation of transcription by RNA polymerase II. Gene Ontology annotation, molecular function: RNA polymerase II transcription regulatory region sequence-specific DNA binding; DNA-binding transcription factor activity, RNA polymerase II-specific. The transcript has 3 exons. The record is from RefSeq and is a predicted model, not a curated record. Lineage: Eukaryota; Fungi; Ascomycota; Eurotiomycetes; Eurotiales; Aspergillaceae.